Astyanax mexicanus (Mexican tetra) is the source of this 2457-nucleotide messenger RNA. It is a transcript of the gene crnkl1, whose product is annotated as crooked neck pre-mRNA splicing factor 1. The transcript is spliced from 14 exons. Bases 134 to 2362 code for a protein of 742 amino acids. Lineage: Eukaryota; Metazoa; Chordata; Actinopteri; Characiformes; Acestrorhamphidae. Gene Ontology annotation, biological process: spliceosomal complex assembly; mRNA splicing, via spliceosome. The record is from RefSeq and is a predicted model, not a curated record. Gene Ontology annotation, molecular function: protein binding. Gene Ontology annotation, cellular component: U2-type catalytic step 2 spliceosome; Prp19 complex; post-mRNA release spliceosomal complex.
ACGUAAUGGCGGAAGCCCUGGCCAUGGUGGAAGAGUGUUAGCCAGUUAGCUGAAGCUCUCUGUGUUUAUAUAUUUACAGCCUGGUCUUCUCUCAGAGUUCUUGUAGUUUUGUGGUGUCAGGUAUUCUGCAGAUAUGGCGUCCACCGCUGCUGGGAAACAGAGAAUACCCAAAGUGGCCAAGGUGAAAAAUAAAGCCCCAGCAGAGGUGCAGAUAACUGCUGAGCAGCUUCUGAGAGAAGCCAAGGAGAGAGAACUCGAGCUUCUUCCUCCACCACCCAAACAGAAGAUCACUGAUGAAGAAGAGUUAAAUGACUACAAGUUACGAAAACGCAAGGGAUUUGAAGACCAUAUCAGAAAGAACAGGACUGUCAUAAGCAACUGGAUAAAGUACGCACAAUGGGAGGAGAGUCUGAAAGAAAUCCAGAGAGCUCGCUCUAUUUACGAGCGAGCGCUGGAUGUAGAUCACCGCAAUGUCACACUGUGGCUGAAGUAUGCCGAAAUGGAGAUGAAGAGUCGCCAGGUCAACCAUGCUCGCAACAUCUGGGACCGAGCCAUAACCAUCCUGCCAAGAGUCAACCAGUUCUGGUACAAAUACAGCUACAUGGAGGAGAUGCUGGGGAACGUAGCCGGCUGCAGGCAGGUGUUUGAACGCUGGAUGGAGUGGGAGCCAGAAGAACAGGCCUGGCACUCGUACAUCAACUUCGAGCUGCGCUACAAGGAGGUGGACAAAGCCCGCACCAUCUACGAGAGAUUUGUGAUCGUUCAUCCUGAAAUAAAGAACUGGAUCAAAUACGCUCGUUUUGAGGAUAAGCAUGGCUACAUUGCUCACGCGAGGAAGGUGUUUGAAAGAGCUGUGGAGUUCUUUGGUGAAGAGCACAUUGAUGAGAACCUCUUUGUGGCUUUUGCUAGAUUUGAGGAGAAGCAGAAAGAGUUUGAGCGGGUUCGGGUCAUAUAUAAAUACGCCCUGGAUAAAAUCCCCAAACAGCAGGCCCAGGAGCUUUUUAAGAACUACACUGUGUUUGAGAAGAAGUUUGGAGACAGGAGAGGAAUCGAGGAUGUCAUUGUCAGCAAAAGGAGAUUUCAGUAUGAGGAAGAGGUCAAGGCAAACCCACACAACUACGAUGCCUGGUUUGAUUACCUGCGCCUGGUGGAGAGUGAUGCAGAUGUGGACACGGUUAGAGAGGUGUACGAAAGAGCCAUUGCUAACAUGCCCCCCAUACAGGAAAAGAGGCACUGGAGACGCUACAUUUACCUGUGGAUCAACUAUGCCCUGUAUGAGGAACUGGAGGUCAAGGAUCCUGAAAGAACACGACAGGUGUAUCAAGCAUGCCUGGAACUUAUCCCUCACAAAAAGUUCACCUUUGCCAAAAUCUGGCUGCUGUAUGGUCAGUUUGAAAUUCGCCAGAAGAACUUGCAGAAUGCCAGACGAGGCAUGGGUUCAGCCAUAGGCAAAUGCCCAAAAAACAAGCUGUUUAAGGGCUACAUAGAGCUGGAGCUGCAACUGAGAGAGUUUGACCGCUGCAGGAAACUGUAUGAGAAAUAUUUGGAGUUCGGUCCGGAAAACUGCACCACCUGGAUCAAAUUUGCUGAGCUGGAGACCAUCCUGGGUGAUGCAGAGCGAGCACGUGCCAUAUUUGAGCUGGCCAUCGGUCAGCCGAGGCUAGACAUGCCAGAGGUGCUGUGGAAGUCUUAUAUUGACUUUGAGAUUGAGCAGGAGGAGUAUGACAAAACACGAGAGCUUUAUAAGAGGCUAUUGCAGCGGACACAGCAUGUCAAGGUCUGGAUCAGUUAUGCCCAGUUUGAGCUUUCUGUGGACAGUGAGGACAGGCUGCAGAGGUGCAGGCAGGUGUAUGAGGAAUCCAAUAAGAGUUUGCGAAACUGUGAGGAGAAGGAGGAGCGACUGAUGCUGCUGGAGUCCUGGAGAGACUUUGAGCAGGAGUUUGGUACCUUUGCCAACAAGGACAGAGUGAGGAAAUUACUGCCAGAGAAGGUGAAGAAGAGGAGGAAACUCACAGCAGAGGAUGGGUCGGAUGCAGGAUGGGAGGAAUAUUACGACUACAUCUUUCCAGAGGAUGCUGCUAACCAGCCCAACCUUAAACUGCUGGCAAUGGCCAAAAUGUGGAAAAAACAGCAGCAAGAGGAGCCGGAGCCACAGGAGGAAGACGAGGCAGAAACAGAGGAGAUUGAUGCCCCUUCAAAGCCAAAAGAAGACGAGGAAACAGAAAUACAGGAGCCUAAAGACAUGUAUGACGAUCGUGAUGACAGUGUCAGUAGCACUAGCAGCAGUGACAGCGAGAGUGAUGAAGAAAAGAGUGAAGGUAGAAAAGAGAAUGAGAAAACUGAUUCUGCAGAGAAAGAGUAAAAUGGAUAAUUCUUUCUCUUCAACAACCCCAAGGACUAAUGUGACCUUAUGUUUUUUUCCACAAACUAUUCUUUUAUAACAAAAUAAAAAGAAAA